Closterium sp. Naga37s-1 is the source of this 642-nucleotide messenger RNA. Lineage: Eukaryota; Viridiplantae; Streptophyta; Zygnematophyceae; Desmidiales; Closteriaceae. The record is from the annotation of a GenBank genome assembly.
AUGGGGCUGCAGAUGCGCGUGCAGAGGGCAGCAGGGCGCACGGGGCGCACAGGGCCGCAGGGCGCGCGGGGCACGCAGGACAGCAGGGCGCGCGUGGCGCGCAGGGCUGCAGGGCGCGCGGGGCGCGCAGGGCAGCAGGACAGCAGUGCGCGCGGGGCGCGCAGGACAGCAGGGCGCGCAGGGCGCGCAGGGCUGCAGGGCGCACGGGGCGCACAGGGCAGCAGGGCAGCAGGGCGCGAGGGGCGCACAGGGCUGCAGGGCAGCAGGGCGCGCGGGGCGCACAGGGCAGCAGGGCACGCGGGGCACACAGGGCUGCAGGGCAGCAGGGCACGCGGGGCGCACAGGGCUGCAGGGCGCGCGGGGCGCACAGGGCAGCAGAGCGCGCGGGGCGCACAGGACAGCAGGGCGCGCGUGUCGCGCAGGGCUGCAGGGCGCGCAGGGCAGCAGGACAGCAGGGCGCGCAAAACGCGCAGGGCUGCAGGGCGCACGGGGCGCACAGGGCAGCAGGGCAGCAGGGCGCGCGGGGCGCACAGGGCUGCAGAUCCCCUCCCCCCCACUGCUGCACCCGCAGCAGGGGGAUGGAGGAGAAGUCAGCCACCCCCCGGAACCGCACCCCUCUUGCCACCCCCUCACCCUCCAUGA